This is a messenger RNA of Gryllus bimaculatus (two-spotted cricket), 240 nucleotides long. The record is from the annotation of a GenBank genome assembly. NCBI's taxonomy places the organism in Eukaryota, Metazoa, Arthropoda, Insecta, Orthoptera, Gryllidae.
AUGGCUCGUGACCAGAUUACUGUGCGCAGCGGCAUGGUGAGCGUGAGCGACGGCAAGAGCCGGCCGCAGCCCAUGCGCCUGCACCUGUCCAUGGAGGUGCUGAAGCUGCAGAAGGAGGCGGCGUCACCCGUCAACCACAACUGCAACAGCCGCCAGUCGCCCGUCGACGCGCGGGUAAGGCAAGCUGCCGACGCGGGCAAUAAAUCUGUAAUGUGUGACUCACAAUUAUAUCUUGAUUAA